Molecule: messenger RNA, 3822 nt
Organism: Closterium sp. NIES-65
Lineage: Eukaryota; Viridiplantae; Streptophyta; Zygnematophyceae; Desmidiales; Closteriaceae
Source: the annotation of a GenBank genome assembly
AUGGCUCACUUCAUAACGUCUAACUCACUAGCUUACACUAACGAAGCCUCGUACGCGUCACUCCAGCAUAGCUCGCAACCGGCGCCUGACGCGCGUUUUUCUCAUCCCAACGUGGGUUCGUCGCGCCCCACGUCCGCCCCACUCUCGUCCUCGUCUUUGCCGUUUCAAAACCAAUCGUUCUAUCCGCCGCGGCCGCCGUUUCCUCAGAACUCGCAAUAUCCGCUGUCGGCCGCGCAGCCAGCGGGCACGCCGCCUAUGCACCCCUCCUCGUUGCCUCUGCACGCUCCAGCUGCUAACGCCGUGAAUUCUGGCCCUCGAAACACCGCCGCUCUUGCCCGUAAUGGAAACCACAUGCCGUCUGCUCACGGCGGGCAAUUCGGUGCUCCUGACGGGCAGGCUGCUUUUAACGGUCAAGUGGGUCUUUCGGCGCCGAACACUGCGUUCAACCGUCAGGUCGUCGGAGUGUCAGGUCCAUCGGCAAUCCAUCCGAUUCGGCCGCGGCAGAGCCAGGCGAACGUGAACCAAUCAGGCGCAACCGCUCCCUUCUCACAAGCCUCCGCCGCCGCCUGCUUGCCCGCUCCGUCCAUUCCUUCAACUCCUUCCGCUCAUUCCGCCCGUUCCGCGCCUUCCGCGGGUUCUCAAUUCCACCUUGCUUCCUCGACGGCUAACGCGGUGGGCGGUCCCUCCGCCGUUGCCGCCGCGCCCGCCGUCCACUCCCGCCCUGCAGCCGCGUCACCCGCCGCUCCACCGCAGAGGUUGAACGGCGUGGGGUCUCGCAUGAUUGGGGUACCGUCACCUCCUGCUUCCGCGUCGGCUGCUGCGUAUGCUCCAAAUCCUGCGCCUGUUUCCGCGCUUUCGUCUUUUGAUCCGGAAUCGCAGACGCGCGUGCUUAGUCUGCUUAUGCAGGAGGCAGAGAGGAACAAUGCGGGUGUUUUCUCACACGGUUCGCCAAGUGGUAGCAUGCCUGCUACAGCUGCUGCAGCUGCUACAGCUGCCACAGCUGCUUCGUGCAGUGCUCUCCUCGCCGCCAUGCCGUCAGGUCCAGCUACUGCCUCACUCUCCUCUCCCCUUGCCGCCCGCGCUGCUCCCCCUGCUUCCGCCCUCCGCCCGCCUUCCGUCCGCGCGCCUGGCUCCUUCUCCCAACCACCUGCCUGGGCGCCUUCCGCCAACCCGACUGCCGAGGUAGCAGUCAUACCCGCGGCGAGUGCAGCGGGCGCACCGGGCCCGCGCAUAACCCUGUGCGACGCUGACGCGACACUCUUCCGCGACUCUCGCCUCCCCAAUCUUUCCGCCGCUUCCUCUGCGCCUGCCAUCACCUCAUCUCUCACCUCUUCCCCUCCCGCACCCACUUCCCCACCUGCUCCCACUCCCCCCGCACCCACUCUCCCCGCAUCCGCUCCUUCCCCAAGCCCCGCUUCUAGCGCAGCCUUCGCCUCGGUUCCAGCUCACUCGCCUCCCCCCGUUCCCACCCCCUCCGCCCCUACCCUCUCCGCUCCUACCCCCAGCGCUCCUACUCCCCCCGCUCCUACUCUCGCCUCCCCUACCUCCCCGACCCCUAAUCCCUUCGCCCCCGCUCCUACUCUUGCUGCUCCUAAUCUCCCUACUCCCAUUCGCACCGUUCCUAGUGCCCCCGCUCCUACUCCCACUGCUCCUACCUCCCCUGCUCCUAACCCCGCCCUUACUACCCCCCCCGCUUCUACCUUCCCCACCACCGAGUCUUCCCCAGUAAUCCCUCCUUCUGCCACACCUCCCCUCCCCCCCGCUCCUCCCGCCCCGCCUGUCCCACGCGGCACCGCGCGCGCUGCCAACGCCUCCGCCAACGCGCGCUCCUCUGGGGCAGACCCGCGCCCUCCCGCGUCCACCCGCCGCCCUCCCGUCGCUGGCGGGCGCAAGCGCGCACAGCCGCCAUCCAACGACGCGGCAGGGUCGUUAGCCAAUCAGAGAGCAGCAAGUCUACCGUCGCGUGGCGCUAUGAUGGCGCUGGCGGCGGCAGCAGGAGGGGAUGCUGAAGCGGACAUGAGGGAAGUGUACUUCCUCAUUCUGCACUUUUUGACGGGCAGCCCUUGCCGUCGGGCAGCAGAAGUUUUGAAAGAGGAGCUGGAGGAGUUGAAUCUGCUUCCGCAGCGGUACCAUUCGGUGUACUCCCAUGGGGGAAGGCGGACAGGCGCAAACAGCGCGAGCGAAGGGCGGCCGGGUGGUAGAGGCAACGAGCGCGGCAGCGAGGGGAGUGCACAUGGGGAGGCAGGGGUGGUGGGCGCACAAGUGAAGGGUGGGGAGGGUGGGAGGAGGGGAGGGGGUGCGGAGAGGGAGUCGGAGAUGACUGUACCCAUGAACUACGAGCAGCUCAGGGAGAGGUAUUCGCACAUUGCCCCCAACCACCUCUUCCUGCUGCUGCAGGAGCUGCUGCAGUCGUCCCAUCUCGCCAUCUCCUCCGCCUCCCUCCUCCCCUCCGCGCCUCUCUCCUCCUCUCCGCCCCACCCGCCACCGUCAGCAGCACCAGCCCUCCCUCCUGCCCCGCUUGCUGCAGCAGCUGUUGCACCCACCGUCUCUGCUCCUCCCUCUGCCCUCCCACUUCGAAUCACCGCCGCCCCCCUUUCCGCCUCCGCCUCCGCCUCCGCCUCCGCCACUGCACUAGAGGAGGCUUUGCCAGGUGCGGCAGCCCCAGCCGCCGCUGCAGCUAUGGAUGUGAGCGCCGGCCGUGGCUUGGAGACAGGGCGGCAGGUAGGUGGCACAGAGGCAGCAGAAGAGAGAUCAGUAGGUGCGGCUGUGGCACAGAUGCUGGGAAGCGGGACAGAGGCUGCUGCAGCAGCAGCAGGGGCCAUUGAAGCAGGCGUGGAGGCAGCAGCAGGUGGCGAAGCAGCAGGGGCAGCAUCAGCAGUGGUGGCAGCAGCAGAUGCGGCACGCAGCACAGCACUCGUGGUGGGAGCAGCGGCAGGGGCAGAGAGGGGCGAGCGGGGCGAGAAGGGUGCAGGCGGGGAGGGUGUGUUGGUGAGCGGGGGGGCGGGCGUGGCAGGAGCACGGGACAGGUGGUGGGUGUGUGCGGGAGACGUGCCAACGCUGCUGGGCCAUGGCGGGAUAAGCCUGAGACGAGCGGAGUGGCUGCCAGCGCUCCUCUCUCCUCCGCGCACCUUUCUGCCCCACACGGCCCAUCCGCACCUCUCAGCACCGCUCCUGCGCUCCCUCACGCUCAGAGAAACGGGCGGAGGGGUCUGCUCGCGGGCUGCCAGGGCUGCCAAUGCACGGGCGGCGUCGCUGGCAGUGGCGUCCCCCGCGCUGCUGCUGAGCCGCAUGGAGCAGGUCAAGGUGCUGCGCGGCCACCGCAACGCCGUCUACUGCGCGGUGUACGACCACGGGGGGCGGUACCUGAUAACUGGGUCGGACGACCGGCUGGUGAAGAUCUGGAGCAUGCACCAUGGCAUCUGCCUCGCCACCUGCCGCGCCCACACCGGCGACAUCACGGAUCUAGCAGUCAGUCGGGGCGACAAAUGGGUGGCAUCAGCCUCCAACGACUGCCUCAUCCGCGUGGUCAGUGCCGCCCGCCCUCCCCCCCCGCACCACUCUCCCUGUCCCUGCCCUAUCGCCAUUCCUUGUCCUGUGGGAGCUACCGAGUGGGCAUCUGGAGGUGACGCUAGUGGGCCAUGCAGACGCCGUCACCGCUGUCGCAUUCAGCCCCACCACUCACCACCACCUCCUCUCGUACGCCACCCCUCUCAACGUCCUGCCAGCCACAAUUCCUGCCCCUCUCCUAUGCACCCGUCCACACCUCCAUCUCCCAUCCGUCCAUACCUUGUUUCUCUCAGCAUCACAUGUGCUCUUGUGUGA